UUGGCAGUAUUUCAACAUUUACCUAACGUACAUUUACCUAACGUACAUGUAAGUUGUUGUUUUUUUAAAAUAAACAUCUAAACGGGUUUUCCCGUGUGUUUACGAAAGAUAAAAAUAGAAUCUCUUGCAAGGUAUGGAAUUAAAACAGGGAAGUUUAAUUCAAGUGCUCGGUUUUCACAGUAGACAUAAUACGGCGUGUAUUCACGGAGUACGGAUGUGAAUUUGAUGGCUUGUCGGAGACAUUGCACAAGUACGCAAAUUGUAUACCAAUACACACAGGGAUAAAUUCAAGAUAUGCACCAUGAUUGAAGCCGUUGCUCUAUAUUUUGUAUCGGAAGACUGCAACGCGUGGGCAAACUUUCUUAAGACGAAAUUAGGAGAGAAGGCUUAUGACAUUUGUGUUCACGACAUUGAAGCUUCUCAAGCUUCAGAAUGUAAGGAGAGCUACAAAGCUAACAUAAUAUUGGUGAGCCCUGGUUUUCUGGAACUUCCAGAUUACAACCACUUUAGCAAGUUUCCCGAGAAACAAUCUUUGGUAGUGUUACUCGGAGUAGAUGACCAAGAAUUUGAAGACACAUUGAAAGCAAGAGGAGGGGAACAAAUUCUAAAAAUUCCCUUAUUUGAAACCGAGGCUAACGAGAGUUCAGUUAGAUGUCUGCUGGUGGAAAUAAUAGACCUCUAUGAACGAAAUGUUGCUACGGAAAACGUUUUGCCUGAUCCCAGACUGCAACAAGUGGUUCAUCAGCAGGACAGCGAUGUAAGUUUUGAGAGUGACAACGAUCCAUACGAUUUCCCUCCAUCUCCCAAACCUAUCGCUCCUCCGAAACCACCCUCAGCAAACGAGCUGCAAAAAUUCAUUCUCAACGAAAAGGAAAGAAAGAUAUACCUGAUUAUGGACAGAAAAGAUGAAGAAAACAUAUUGGUUCAAGACGAGAAUAGACCGGACACGUGUGUUCAAAGCCGAUUCCUGGGCAAUGCCUUAUACGAAGCCUCCUUAACAGAUGAUUUCGAUAAAUCACAGGUACUGAAAAUAGUAACAACCAAACGAAGAAGUGUAGGGAAUGUUCGAAUCGGACAAACCUCUCUUCCGACAUCACGUGACAAACUGUCUCAAAUAAAGCAGUUACUGUCUGACGAACUGGAGCCUCUAACAGUGCUGUGCAAAGCUUUGAGACUGCCAGAAAUAUCAAGUUCAUGUCUCGACAAGUUUCUGGCAGAAAAAUGUUUAAAUUUUAAAAUGUUCGAUGCACUGAAGAGUUUGUCGUUUGGAGAAUCCCUCGGCGAGAAGCAUUCUGAAGAGAGUAGCUGGCCCACCUUACUCCAUUUUGGCGCCGAAUUCGGUCUGAGUUUGUUCUGUGAUGAACUUUUACGGGUUCCCGGGAUGGACAAAUUUUGCCAUGUGACCAAUACCCAGGAUGAAACACCUGGUCAGUUGGCUCGAAAUCGCGGCUUCCUGCAAUUAGCUGAAAAGCUGGACAUGCUUACUGUAACUCAACGAGACAAGCGAAGUUCUCCAGCAAAUAAGGAUAGUGGAAUUAGCGAUUCUAUUUUUAGCCAUGCGUCGUCUGACACCAGUUCAUAUGCACAGCGCACAGUUGACAGCUUAUUGGAUGAUACUUAUGAAAUGCCCCCACCAACACCACACCAAACAAAGCAAUAUUACAUAAAUUCAAACCCGACAUCU
This is a messenger RNA of Ostrea edulis (European flat oyster), 1684 nucleotides long. RefSeq lists its product as uncharacterized. The record is from RefSeq and is a predicted model, not a curated record. Gene Ontology annotation, molecular function: signaling receptor binding. The transcript has 7 exons. The annotation marks the transcript as partial. NCBI's taxonomy places the organism in Eukaryota, Metazoa, Mollusca, Bivalvia, Ostreida, Ostreidae.